AUGUUACUCCUGUGCAUUAUCGUUAUUCAAUCCACCGUGAAGCUGACCAGGGAUUGGGGAGGUGAAGGUGUUGUGAAAGGAUGGAAAGAGUCUCGCCCGUACACCAAGAAGAAGAUUCUACCAAGGCAUUGGAUACCCCAUUUAUACUUUCCUGCUCUUAAAAGGAAAAUUCUUUACUCAGAAAUCCUCGACAAGCAUAUGAAGGUAACAGUCACGGAACGAGCUCUCCGUCUGAUCGAGCAACACUUUGGCUUGGAUUAUUACAUACUUCAAACAGCUGAAAUUGAUCUGGCUUCGAAGUUAAAACGAGAGAUGUUGUUAACCCUUGCCAAAGGAACAUAUUAUACAGAAGAUGAAGAACGUCACAACUAUAUUAAGGAGAAGUUCGAAAAGGAACUAGUAGCACGACUACGGGCUGGUACAGACCUCAUCACGAACGAGGGAGAAUAUGCACCAAAGGUCGAAGAAAGUAAAUUCGGUGAACGACUUCUCGGGAAUAGUGUUCGUACGCCUCAGUCGUUUAUGCUGUUACGAAGAGGACUAAACAUCGGACAAGUCACGGGAAUGGCAGUAAGGCAGGUCGCAACUGGUAAUCAGCAUUUUGCUGUAAGAGCAGGACUCAGCAAGAAUCCUGAGAAGACUUUAUUCGUGGAUGGCACCAAUGUUGUAUCGUACGGUGAUUUCCAAAAGUGGGGUGGAAGAUAUGCUGGUGUCCUUAAUGGCAAGUAUGGCAUAUCAAAAGGUGAUCGUGUGCUCUGUCGGACAAGCAAAACUCUGGACUCGGUAGCGCUGUAUCUGGCUUGUCUACAAUUAGGAGCAAUCUAUAUACCAGUGAAUCCCUCUUACACACGGUCUGAAACGGAGCAUUUCGUGAAGGCAUAUGGUUUGCGCAGAACCAAAUACUUUCUGUUCUCCCUUUAUUAUCAAACUCCAGGCUAUGAUAUACUUCAGGAUUCAACUCCAAAACUUAUGGUAACAUGUGAAGAUUCGAAAGACUCGGUAUUUCGUGACCAUAUAGCAAAUGUUUUGGACGAGAAGCAAUUAUCAAAAGAGGCGAAAGAAGCGAGCCCUAUGCUGGACAUUGAGCAUGUCGAGAGCACUGAUGUUGCAUGUGUAUGUUACACAUCUGGGACAACAGGCCUUCCGAAGGGUGCAAUGCUGACCCAUGGCUCACUGUCGUCAAACGCUGAAGCUCUUGUUGAUGCGUGGAGAUUCACCGAAAAUGAUAAGUUACUUCAUAUGCUGCCGUUCUACCACGUUCAUGGCAUGUUUAUUUCACUGAACUGUUCGCUGUUUUCACAUUCAACUGUAAUUUGGAGGGAUCGGUUCUCACUCGACGAUUGCUUGAAAUGGUUACCUGCAGCUACAGUUAUGAUGGGAGUACCAACAUACUACAGCCGCCUUCUUUCGGCUUCUGGCUUCAGAGGUGAUCUUCUGCAUCAGUUACGACUUUUCGUGAGCGGCAGCGCACCACUUUCGACUCCUGUGUGGGAGGAAUUCAAAUCUAGAACUGGACACGCAAUUCUAGAGCGCUAUGGCAUGACUGAAGCUCAAGUCAUCUGUUCCCAUCCAUACGAUGAUCGUCGACCUGGAAGUGUUGGAAAAGCGGUUGGGGAUACGAAGUGUUUUGUUUGGGUCCGAAUAAACAAAAAUGGUGGAAUCGAAAUUCAAGGCUCAUCGCUUUUUGCCGGUUACUGGAAGAAUCCGACGAAGACCGCUCAGGAUUUCACCGUUGAUAAGUAUUUCAUUACUGGUGAUCUGGGUGCUCUCGAUGAAGAUGGUUUCCUUCACAUACUUGGUCGUGGCAAAGACCUUAUCAUUACUGGCGGAUUCAACGUUUAUGCUAAGGAAAUCGAAGAUUGUAUCGACAGAAUUCCAUAUGUUGACGAAUCGGCGAUUAUCGGUGUACCACACAAGGAUCUCGGCGAAGUGGUUGUUGCUGUUGUCAAAGUGAAUAGCUCGGAGCCAUUAAAAGAAGAAGAAACGGAGCGGGAAAUCAUUUCUGCACUGAAGGACGUACUUGUCAAAUACAAGGUGUUUUGUGACUAA
Cooperia oncophora is the source of this 2049-nucleotide messenger RNA. NCBI's taxonomy places the organism in Eukaryota, Metazoa, Nematoda, Chromadorea, Rhabditida, Trichostrongylidae. The record is from the annotation of a GenBank genome assembly.